Molecule: messenger RNA, 3781 nt
Organism: Cydia splendana
Lineage: Eukaryota; Metazoa; Arthropoda; Insecta; Lepidoptera; Tortricidae
Product: WD repeat-containing protein 20
Exons: 3
Coding region: 596-2359 (587 amino acids)
Molecular function (GO): protein binding
Source: RefSeq, a predicted model, not a curated record
UUGAAUGCGGAUGUUAAAAGGAAGCCAUAGCCCUUUUAAUGCACUUGAAAAAAGUUAAACCAUAAACAAAACUUACGAACCGUCACGUUUGACACAUGACUGUUAUUGCCAGAUGUAUGAUAAUUUUCACAACUUGCUUGAAAUAUUUUACUUGUUGGGAUAAGUGAAAUGAAACACAUUUAUUAGUAAAAGCUUUCUAUAAUGCAUUUCUAACAGCUAAUUGAAAUAAAAGCUUAUCAUAUACUCUAAAUUUUCGAAAAUUCUUUAACGUUUAAAAAAUAUCGUCAUGUUUUAUAUAUCAGCGUAACGUGAAUUUAUCAGAAUUCUCCCGGUAAGUCUCCGUCAAUAGUGUGGAAACCCCGCAGCUGACUUUUUAUGUUGAAUGCAAGAGAAAUAUUGAAUUCUACGUUUUAUACUUAUAAAUAAACAAUUUAAUUCACAAUUAGUCGUAGUCAAAUGAGUAUAGUCGUCAUCGGUGCAUGCGGCAGCAUGCGUUGCUGCCGCGCGUUCCCGUACAUCCGUCGGCCGAGCUGUCACUUUUAAUCGGGGCUUCUGGUGAAGUUUAUGAAUAAUAACAGGAUAUUACUAUGAUAAUAUGGCCGUGCAGUCGGACUCCGGCGGGAAGGAUGACGUGAAGACGCAGUUCGUGACGCGGGAGGGCACGUACCGCCUGAUGACGCUGUCGGAGUACUCGCGGCCCAACCGGGUCGGGUACACGAGCGGAUCGGGCUCCUCUCACGUGCGCGUGUCGCUGGUGUCGCUGCCGCCGGGCCCGGGCGCCGCUCCGGGCUCGGACGGGCCGCCGUCGGACGACAGGAUAUGCUUCAAUCACGGCAAGGAGCUCUAUGUAUAUGUGUACAGAGGAGUUAAGAAGGCAGCUGAUCUGACAAAACCAGUGGACAAGAAGAUGUACAAAGGCACAAACCCCACUUGCCACGACUUCAACACAGUUACGAUGGCUCCGGACAGUGUGGCGCUGGUCAUUGGCUUCAGCACUGGACAGAUACAGCUCAUAGAUCCUAUCAAGAAAGAAUUAAGUAAAUUGUAUAACGAAGAGAGACUGAUCGAUAAAACCCGGGUGACGUGUAUCAAAUGGGUCCCCGGCUCUAGCAACCUGUUCAUAACGGCCCACGCCUCCGGGCAACUGUAUGUUUACAACGAGGAGUUAACUUGUGGAACUACGGCGCCGCAUUAUCAGCUAUUUAAGCAGGGGGAUGGGUACUCAAUACACACAUGUAGAACUAAAUCAACGAGGAAUCCGCUGUACAGGUGGGUGAUCGGCGCCGAAGGCAGCUGCAUAAACGAGUUCGCGUUCUCGCCGUGCGGAACGAACUUAGCCGUCGUCUCCCAAGACGGCUUCCUCAGAGUAUUCCACUACGAUACUAUGGAGCUAAUCGGGAGGGCGAGGUCGUACUUCGGAGGUUUUUUAUGCGUAUGCUGGUCGCCCGACGGCAAGUACGUCGUGGUCGGGGGGGAGGACGACCUGGUCACGGUCUGGUCGUUCAGCGAGCGGCGGGUGGUCGCGCGCGGGCAGGGCCACCGCUCGUGGGUGUCCGUCGUCGCGUUCGACCCGUACGUCGUCAGCUUCACCGACCCGGAGAGCGAGGAGCCCGAGGAGGAGAGACAGAAGAGUGACGUGCAGUGCUAUAGGUUAGGAAGUGUAUCGCAGGACACGCAGCUGUGCCUGUGGGACCUGACGGAGGACGUGCUGCGGCCGCCCGUGCGCGCGCGCGCCUCCGCGCACCUGUCGCCCGGCGCGCCCGCGCCCGCGCUGUCGCCCAACGGCGUGCCCGGCAAGCCGCCCGCCAAGUGCGCCAAGACCAACAAGAUCGGCCACAAGCACGCCGAGCUGAGCAACGCCGCCGGCGAGCCGUCCGGCGCCAAAUCCAAAACGACGAAGGUCAACAACGUGUCCACUCUGAACAUAAGCGUCGGCAAAGCCAAGGAGGAGACGGCGAUAGGGGUGAAUUCUUUGACGCAGCGGUUGGCCGGGUUCUCCUUCGGCGAGCGACGCUCGGAGCACCGGCGGAACUUCAGUCUGACGUCGAAACCCGAGCAGAAGUCCGCGUCGAACACGGUGGCGAUGCGCGGGAAAUCCGCCGGCGCGCCCGACUCGUGCGACCCCGUGAAGCUCAUAGGCACGCCGUCGUGCCCGCGGUUCGACGAGUGCCCCGUGCUGGAGCCGCUCGUGUGCAAGAAGAUCGCGCACGAGCGGCUGACGGCGCUGCAGUUCCGCGCGGAGUACCUGGUGACGGCGUGCGCGGACGGCUGCGUCAACACGUGGGCGCGCCCGGCGCGCGCCAGCAACGGCGAGGCGCGCGCGCACCGCAGGUUCGAGCGCAUCGACCUCGUCGACUAGUCCUUUAAGAAUAGGCGUCUAGGAUCCGCCAAGGCCCAGCUUCAUUGAUGCAUGGCCACUCUGACCCUUGAGGUUCUUUUCCGCCGACGAGGCGAGGGGAGCUGGAUACAUGCAGUCUAUUCUUAAACAGUCUUUAUAACUGCUGAUAGUAUGACAUUAAAAAAUUAGCCUCGCUUCGCCUGUAGAAAAGCUCCGUUGGAGCCGUUCACGUCCAGAUUUCGGGAGCCGUUUUAGCAAAUGGAGUGAACCGGUCAUUUGACUCGUGAUGUUGCGCACUUCGUUAAAAUGAUUCAAUGACAAAAGUUAUGUAGUAAACUAACGUUCAAUAGCUUUUAAAACUGUUUACACAAAGGAAACAAUUUAUAUAAUAUGACUCUUCCAUGGUAUAAUAAUAUACUCCGCCUGGUACUCUAUUCCCGUCUUUUCUAGGUCACCUAACUGACACAAGCCUACGUCAUCAUGCGACAGCGCUAUAUGAUAAUAUGCGAUAGCGCUAUAUAUAGCGGCCAUGUUAUUGUGACGUAGGCCUGUGUCACUCUGGGAAUAGAAGACCAUGUUUUAUUAGACCAUGGACUCUUCUAUCUCAAAUGUCAACUGUAAUAUUAGUCCCUAGCGGAAUUGUAAUUUUAAAUGAUUUCCUCUUAGUUAGUUAAAGUAUAAUAAUUAAUUACCCUUCAGCUUUUCUGUAGACAUUUGUCUAGGUUCCUUGAGAGGAACGUUGUUGCAUUUAGAAUGAAAUAGAAUUAAAUAAUAAUUUGAUAAUAUUUCAUACAUUUGACUUGAACUGUUGAGCAACGAAUUACUUUAAUUUCAUAAUUCCUUUGUGUAACAUUUUGAAAUUUUGAAAACUUUACAGAAUCAUUUUCUGAAGGCUGACAGUACUCGGAGAGAUCAUACUCAAUACUCAACAACUCUUACUAUAGGGCCAACCGCGAAAAACUAUAGUUGUUUGUAACGAUGUUUUCUACAGAAAAGCAACGACCUGGAAAAGUCAAUAUUGGUCGCGAUUUGGGGGUUGAUCCGAUAUAAUAAAAGUUUUUCAGUGUGACCUAUUUAGUCACCUCUCAUAGUACUGUUAAUCUUUAAAAAUACCUUUGUACAAAGUUGUAAAAUACAAAUAUACAAUAGAAGCAUUUCUCGGAUGAACCUUUGGCGGGCCUUGGGCGGCGUAAUACGCAGACUGUUCUCUGAUUAUUCCAUUUUAGAGUGUUUGUUGGUAAAGUGUGCACUGGAGCUUUGUGAUGUUAGGUAUAAAUUGUAACUUAUAAAUAAUUUUAACUAUGAACAGGUUUCCAUCCGUAACCAAUUAGGGAGAAGAACAUUUGGACCCUUGCGUACGUGAUGAAUGGACAUAACAAAACCUUAUGUUAUGCUUAUCAUUAUGGUUUACCACAUAAUAGUUAAAAUAAAUGUGCAUGUCUU